GGCUGCUGGCUGCGGUGUGCCGCGCGGCCCGGGCAAACCUCCUCGCAACGGUCGCGGCUCGGCGGCUCCCCCCGCACGGUGCUCGCCCAAAGGUGCGCGACUUGCUUCGCCCGCUCGUGCCCUGCCGUGCCGCGACGCGAGCCCCGCUCCCGCGCGUCGGUGAUCCCACCGGCGGGCUUCCCGGGCAGCGGAAAAACGAUACAAGGUACGCCCGCUUUAACGGCCCCCAACGUCCUCCCCGAAAAGCAAAAACUAAAGCCGCCCAAGCCGCUGCACAGCACGGCGCUAGAGGCAAACGCACUCGCCUCUCGGCCGGCUCCAUCCUGGUCAAAACUUUCGGCCCGCUGCGAAGCGAGGGAGAGGGCCGAGCCCGAGCAUGAGGGAGCAGCAGGAGGCCGGUGAGGUGGCGGGGCGCCGGGGCGGGGUCAUCAGGUCGCUGCUCGGCGUCGAACGCCGGCUCGCGGAGGGCGCCGAGGGGGGAGUCGGAGUCUCCUCCGGGGAGAAACCGUCGGGCGCGGACGCGGGCGGCGAGGAGAGGAAGGCCGUGGUGAGGGUUGUGGCCGUGGACAUGCCGCCCGCGCUGCAGCGGCGCGCGUUCCGCUGCGCCCGCGACGAGCUCGCCGCGAUGCCGCACUUCCCGCGCCGGCUCGAGCCCAAGCGCCUCGCGCUCGCACUCAAGAAGGAGUUUGAUACUGCUUACGGGCCAGCUUGGCACUGCAUCGUAGGGACGAGUUUCGGUUCAUAUGUCACGCACGCCCGGGGUGGAUUCUUGUACUUUUCUGUUGAUAAGGUCUACAUCCUGCUGUUCAGGACAGCGGUAGAGCCCUCACCCAGUCACCCCAUUGACGACGACCGGACAAAUGGUUCAUGAAUAUUCACUCUUGGGGCAGGCCAAAUGCAGGUGUUCAGAAAGCCAGGCUUUGCCUUGUAAAUUGCACUGUUCCUACCAUGGCAAUGGAAACUCCUGUUUUCCUCGCUGCUUAUGAUUCUGAUAGAAUUUUACGUGGUUGGUAUCU
Phragmites australis (common reed) is the source of this 1016-nucleotide messenger RNA. RefSeq lists its product as uncharacterized. The record is from RefSeq and is a predicted model, not a curated record. Gene Ontology annotation, biological process: microtubule-based process. Gene Ontology annotation, cellular component: dynein complex. Lineage: Eukaryota; Viridiplantae; Streptophyta; Magnoliopsida; Poales; Poaceae. The transcript is spliced from 2 exons. Gene Ontology annotation, molecular function: dynein intermediate chain binding; dynein light intermediate chain binding. The coding region runs from base 377 to 871 and encodes 164 amino acids.